Messenger RNA from Pyrus x bretschneideri (Chinese white pear), 889 nucleotides. RefSeq lists its product as uncharacterized. The record is from RefSeq and is a predicted model, not a curated record. The transcript is spliced from 6 exons. NCBI's taxonomy places the organism in Eukaryota, Viridiplantae, Streptophyta, Magnoliopsida, Rosales, Rosaceae. The coding region runs from base 37 to 633 and encodes 198 amino acids.
UUCUACUAGUUCUCGGAGCUCAGAAAGCGCGAUAAAAUGUCCAUAAACGAUGGAGUCGACGGAGAAAGCAGCCUACGACGGAGAACAUCUCCAGUUCCGAGUACAACCAGACUGAGAGUGAGACCCGACCCUUUCUUGAUCUGCUGCAGAUGCUUCAGCGUCCUCACAGCUCUCACCGCCAUUCUCUGCAUCGUCGUCAACGUCUUCUCAGCCAUUCAAUCUUUCACAGAUGGAUCUGAUGUUUUCGAUGGGAUAUUUCGGUGUUACGCCGUCGUGAUUGGCAUGAUUGUGGUGGUGGCCGAGACGGAAUGGGGAUUCGUUAUGAAGUUCUGGAAGAUAUUGGACUAUUGGGCUGGUAGGGGUAUGCUGCAAAUCUUCGUCGCGGUCAUGACAAGAGCUUUUCCUAACGAAUCUAGUACAAAAAAGGGGCUAGUUAUUCUACAGAACAUAGCAAGCUAUAUGCUCCUUGCUUGUGGUGGGAUCUAUUUUAUUUCGGGAAUCCUAUGCAUUGGCUUUCUCAAACGGGCUCGGCAGGAGACAGUAAUUUCAAGGGAGCAAGCAGUAAAGGAUCUUGAGGACUUGGAGCGGCGAAGGGAAGAACUCGAACAAUUGCUUAUUGAGGAAAGAGAUUAGAAAUAGAUUGUACUGUACGUAGUCAGAAAGUGACACGGGUGCAUCUUACUCAUGUUUACAUCUCUGAUUCUGUUUGUGAGUUGCAUUUGAAUUAGUAUAUUCUUUGUUUGUUUAGUUUGUGUGAAAGGCAUGUUGGGUGCCUCUUGAUUGUGUCCAGCAAGUAUUUGCCAAUGUAAUGUACCGAAGAAAAGAAAUGCUAGUCAUUUGUGAAGACAAGGGACUCGGUCCAUACGCAAUCCAUGAUUUUUAUUUUUUA